Molecule: messenger RNA, 1707 nt
Organism: Meleagris gallopavo (turkey)
Lineage: Eukaryota; Metazoa; Chordata; Aves; Galliformes; Phasianidae
Source: RefSeq, a predicted model, not a curated record
GAAGAAGUUUUGUACUCUAAGGGCUACCCAUCCCUGCAGACAGCAAGAUCAGGCUGGGGGCUCUGAUGUGCUGUGUGUGUCCCUGUGCAUUGCAGGGGUUGCACUGAUGGCCUUUAAGGGUCUCUUCCACUUUUAGGUUGUUUUUUUUUCUAUAGUGUCAGCCUCUUUGGAUUUUCUUUUUGAGCUGCUUUUAAUAUGGAGCCACGUAAGCACUUGACAAAUGUAACUGUCCUCUGGAAAUAUUACCACACUCGUCAGAUGUCCUUGACAUAAAUGUUGCUGGGAAGCUAAAACUGACUGUGUUUGUACUGACGCAGGUAUGAAAGCUCAAUGGGGUCGUCCAAAAAUGCAAUAAAUGAGCCUGCUGAUGCAGAAGAAGGCUAUAAUGUGAUGGCUUCUUUCCAGCGCUCCAACAGCCAUGACAAAGUGAGGAAGAUAGUUGCAGAAGAGGGACGUACAGCAAGGAACCUGAUUGCAUGGAGUGUCCCUCUGGAAAACAAGGAUGAUGAUGGAAAAUCCAAAUGGCAAGCUGGUGGAAAAGCAAAGACGGUGUCUCAAGGGAAACACAAGGCUGCAAAACAGAACACUUCCCUGGACUGUAAGUUAACAGCAGCAGGAGAGAAAACCUUUGACAAAAGCCCAACAAAAGCACGGCAGCCUCGAAAAGUUGAUCUGCGAGCGCGGUACUGGGCGUUCCUUUUUGACAACCUGAGACGGGCAGUUGAUGAAAUCUACGUUACGUGUGAAUCAGAUCAGAGCGUGGUAGAAUGCAAGGAAGUCCUGAUGAUGCUCGAUAACUAUGUGAGGGACUUCAAAGCACUGAUUGACUGGAUACAGCUGCAGGAGAAGCUAGAGAAGGCUGAUGCUCAAAGCAGGCCUACUUCACUAGCCUGGGAAGUAAAGAAAAUGUCUCCAGGGCGCCACGUGAUCCCAAGUCCUUCAUCAGACAGAAUCAGUGUGACAUCAAACGCUCGGAGAAGUUUGAAUUUCGGGAAUCCAUCAGUGGCAAUUUCUGCAACACGCCUGGCUCCUUCUGGUGUAAGCUGGGCUGAUAAGGUAAAAGCCAACCACGGAAAAGCAGCCGGUCCUGAGUUAGCAGCUACACAAACCUGUCUGCCAGCCCCAAUACCGAAGUCAUCCCGAAAAAAUGAUCGAAAGGAUGCAGAGGGCUGGGAAACAGUUCAGCGUGGGAGGCCUGUUCGAUCUCGAUCCACUGUUGCGUUGGCAACAAAAGCUCCAGUAGUUGCAGAAUCACUGAAGUCUAGAGGUGACAGUGACAAAGAAAACGUCGUUUCACCACCAUCAGAGAAUAAGCCUGAGAAUUCGCUCACGAGUGAUGGUGCAUCCAAAAGCACAGAGCUUGUACAGAAAGAUCCUGUACAUCAGUCUGAACAUCCUCUUAUCGAGAGGACUCAGUUCACAGCACACACAUCGGAAGGCAGUGUGAGCACUAGAGCACCACUGCAAGAAGAUUCCUUACAAACAGUUUCUGAGGUGCCUCCUGUUCUCACAAACACUGACUGCCCUCCAGCAGCUGUGCAGGUGAAUGAAGCUUCCUCUACAGUCACUGACAGCGUGGACCAGCAUCCAACAGAAAAAGCUGAGACUGAAACUGAAAUGGAUCCCUCAGAUAUUUCAAAUGUGAGUGCUGCCAGAUUGUUAAGAAAUACUGAAAGAUUCUGGAGUAAAUAAUACGUGAAUGUCUUA